CCGUCUGGCAGCAGCUGCAACGUGUGCGCCGUGGGGGAGGGCGCGGUGUCGCCUGUCAUUUCUAGCGCACGCGGACGUUGUUUCGCGCGUGCGCGCUUUUCUUCCAUCCCCGUCUUUUUGGAAAAACAGCGAGAACCCGCGGCUUGCUGGACAAAGCUGGAAAGCUAGCGCACGCGCACGCGGGCUCUCCGACUCGUUCCUUGUUCUCCAUCACUCUCCCCUCCCGCUGGAACUACCGCUUUUUUCUGAUUGGCCGGCUGGUGUCCCGGCCAGGUGUCAGCAGUAGCAGAAGCUGGAGACUGCAAGGAGUGCGGAAAGGGUUGGAAGAAGCAGCCUCAGGUUGAGGCAGACGGUCGCCUACGGCCACCACUUUCCCCUUAUUCAGUGGUGGUAGCCUAUAGGCGCUUGCAACCAAGGAGGACCCUGACCAAAGGAAAAAUUCAAAGCUGCCCCCUUCCUGUGACAGCUGCCAUGCUAAUAUAAAAGAAGGAGCAACCGGCUCUCUUAUCUGACCAGUCGACUUUUGGGACGCUUGCUUUGCGCUGGAGAUACUUUAAUAUUUGGGUUCUCCUCCUGCUCUUGGUUUCGGAUAUUGGAAGUACUGGACUGGUGCACACAACUGCAAAGGAGUUUCAGAUACUUUUGUUAACGGAUCUCACUGAAGGUAACUAAAUAUGAGGAGAAAGCUAGAUUUGUCUGGCUUGACUGAUGAUGAAGCUGAACAUGUUCUUCAGGUGGUCCAACGAGACUUUACCCUCCGCAAAAAAGAAGAAGAUCGACUGAAUGAAAUGAAGCAGAAGCUUGAUGAAGAGGGAAACAAGUGCAGCAUCCUUUCGAAGCAGCAGAGGUUUAAUGAGCGUUGUUGCAUGCGUUGCUGCUCCCCUUUUACUUUUCUCAUCAAUACUAAACGACAGUGCCAAGACUGCAAAUACAACAUCUGCAAGAACUGCAGCUCUUAUCAGAGGAAGGAGAAAGCUUGGCUCUGCAACAUGUGUCAGCAAGCUAGACUUCUAAGAGCUCAGUCCCUGGAAUGGUAUUACAAUAAUGUGAAAAGUCGCUUCAAGCAUUUUGGAAGUGCUAAAGUUCUGAAGAAUUUAUAUAGAAAACAUCGCCUGGAAACUGGAACUUGCUCUGACAUAUUAGGACAUUUUUGUGAAGGAACCACAGAAAAUGAAGGAAGCAAAAAUGGCAGUGAUUCUAUUUUCUACAAACAGACAGAAGGACAUAGUAUGGUAGACACUCUUGCUGUAGCAUUGCGGGUUGCAGAAGAAAUAAUAGAAGAAGCUAUUUCCAAGGCAGAGAUAUACAGUGACAGUUUGGACGAACAGCAUGAAGCUUGUUAUUUGCAAGACUAUAAAGAAGAGCUGAUAGAAGAGCUUGCUACCACCAUUCUCCAGAAGAUUAUAAGAAAGCAGACAGUCAAAACUGAGCAAGUGGAAGCUGGUUUUGAAAGGCCACAGUUCAUGAGCAACAGAAGUCUGACAUCUGCUAUUCUCCCAGAACAGAACAUGCUGACUUUUCCAAGGAGCCACAGGGGAUCAUACACAUUAUGGAGGUCCCAAUCUGCGUUUUCACUGACUAAUGAAGAUACAUCAGCCAGAGACUCAGUUCUCACAUCUACCAUGUUUGAAUCUGUCUUGAGGGAACCAAAAGGCCCGAUCAAGAAACAAGAGCACAGACUAUCUACAUUGCCCAGCUGGAAGAGCAUGGACCAAUUAAAUGAACCAAAUUAUCCUCCUGUUUUACAAAGUACAGAUGGAAAUUGGGUGGCCUUGCAAAAUGUCAUUUUGCCUUGUCCUCGAAUGCUUGCCAACCCAAAGAGCCAAGUGUUCAAAGCUUUGGAGAAAGAAUCCAGUGUUACAUCUGCUUAUGAUGAGAUGGACUCAGAUAGCGAAGAUAACUGUGAUUGGAACAUGGCUUUGAACAACCCUCAGCAGCUUUCAAAUUAUGUUGCAGCUCAGCACAAUGCCGAAUGGAGUUAUGGCAAUGAAUUAUACCAGUCUGUGACUUCCCUGUCACCUACCAAUGAGACAGUGUACUCUGAUUCAGAAAUAUCACCAGCCAAUUCUUCAAGGGAGGCUAAAGCAUGUAGCCUCUUAGGAAUACAAAAAGGAAAUUGUAACAAUAAGUACAGAGAACAAAAAGCACAGUUACAUGAAGAAUUGGAUGUGAAUUUUAAUCCACAGGCUACCAGUUUAAAUUAUUCAGAUAGCAGUGAAAAUGAAGAAGCCUAUCAUGACUUUGAAAAGAGAUCAAGGAAAUGGAAAAAAGGCAAGGUUCUCUCUGAAGAUUUAUGCAAAAGCAAAAACUGCACAAAAUCACCCAAGAAGAACUUGGGUGCAUGUCAGGUAGUUGAUGAUUUAUCAGAAACUGACAUCAGCUGUGAUGACCAGCAUCAACAAACUAAGGCACACCCUAUGGAAGAAAAAAUGAAGGCAAGGUUAUCUGAAUUAUCUCCAAAAAUGAAAAAUAGUGGAGAAACCUCUUCAGAGGAGGAGACAUCGGAGUCAAGAACAGCAAAUGAGAACCAGAAAUCAGGCUUCGUUUCAGAAAGCAAUAGCAAAUGCAUCCAGGAAGAGUUAAAGAAGAAAUGCUCUGCAGCCUCUCUCUGCAACAUAUCUACUGAAGUCCUAAAAGUAAUCAACGCAACAGAGGAACUCAUUGCAGAAUCUGCAAGACCAUGUGAUUUCCCAGCAGAAGCAUGUGAAAGAGGGAAUAGGGAAUUUCUGUUAGAUACAGACCCUAUCCAACUUGAUGGGCAGCUCACAAUGCUGGAAGAAAAUGUCUACCUGGCAGCUGGCAGUGUAUAUGGCUUGGAGAGUCAGCUAAAUGAGCUUGAGGAUGCAGCUCGUAAAAUUAACAGCAUUACUGCAGAAAUUGAACUGGCUGAUCUAGAAGAUCAAGUGGCAACAGCUGCAGCACAAGUUCAUCAUGCAGAACUCCAGAUUUCAGAUAUUGAAAGCAGAAUUUCAGCCCUUUCAGUAGCAGGCUUGAAUGUGGCUCCAUGUGUUCACUUGACAAGAAGACGGAAUCACCAGACAAACCAGAUGCAUACAAUAGACACAUCCAGACAGCAGAGACGAAAACUUCCUGCUCCACCAAUGAACGAUGAAAACAUGGAUGCAUCUUCAGUUACCCCUGUUAGAACAUUUAACAGGAAUUUCAUACUCCAAGGAUCUCUGACACAAAGAACAAAACAAGAAAAAAAGAUCACUGCCAAGGAUUUGAUGGAACCAACUAUAGGGUCUUCUGUAAUGUACUAGAAUUACAAAAUUCUACUGCCAAUGACACACUGCCUAAGGCUGCACACUAGAGUGCCUUUAUAUAACAGCCAUUAUAUACAUCCAGUUAAAAAAAAUAAAGGAUUCUCAAGAACCCACAAUGCCUCAGUAAUAGGGCUUUGUUUGGAUACCUCACUGAGAAAGAUGUUCAAGUCUUCAGUAUUGUGGUCUGCUGGUCGAAACUCUGCCUUAAAGUUCUAAUGAGACUCCAGGAAGGACACUAAGUUUCAAAGCUUCAUGUUUAAGAUGCACUUUUAUUCACACUGUCAAUUCUACUGAAGUAUGUUAUCUUUAGUUACAAGCUGUUUUUGUAUUCUCAAUUGUUCAAUUAAUGUCAGUCAUUGUGUCAUUUGAAGAUCAAAGAAAAACUCAAAUAAUCUAUUCUGUGAUACGUAUUUCCUGGGAUCUUACUUUUCAGAUGGUCAUAGUCAUGUAUGACAUUAUCAGAGCAAUAAGAAUUCCAGGAAUAACUGGUAAUCCUGAAAUAAAGUGUGGAGCAGGAUGGCCAGGAAGGAGGUUGAAUGGUUCUAGAGCAGGAAGGAAAGCAUUUUCCAUUUGUAAUUUCUACCUGCAUUCUACUAUAGCAUAUUCUGCUAGGAUCAUAUGAAUGUCCUAAGAUCAUGUAAGUAGGAGAAUACAUUUACUGAUUAAGUAGACUUUCAUCUAGAUUGAUCUGAAAUUUCUUCCAUCCUCAAGAAAUAGUAAAGCCAGUUGCAGACCCAGCUGUAUUCCCAGUGGAGAUAAAUUCAAUCUUACCAUUGUUAGAACUCAAAGUCUAGUAAUUAAAAGUCUAUUUCAAAAGGCAGGUUUCAAAUUAAUAUGCAUUAUCUCCAUCUCCAGUGAUAGAAAAUACUUCAGUUAUAAAGCAUAGGUGAUCAUUCUAUUAACAUUAGUGUUUCUAGAAUAGUAUAA
Candoia aspera is the source of this 4193-nucleotide messenger RNA. RefSeq names its product myosin VIIA and Rab interacting protein (gene MYRIP). Gene Ontology annotation, cellular component: cortical actin cytoskeleton. The record is from RefSeq and is a predicted model, not a curated record. Gene Ontology annotation, molecular function: small GTPase binding; actin binding; myosin binding. NCBI's taxonomy places the organism in Eukaryota, Metazoa, Chordata, Lepidosauria, Squamata, Candoiidae. Bases 675 to 3263 code for a protein of 862 amino acids. The transcript has 17 exons. Gene Ontology annotation, biological process: intracellular protein transport.